Messenger RNA from Tremella mesenterica DSM 1558, 698 nucleotides. RefSeq lists its product as uncharacterized. Gene Ontology annotation, cellular component: ESCRT III complex; multivesicular body. The record is from RefSeq and is a predicted model, not a curated record. The coding region runs from base 27 to 641 and encodes 204 amino acids. The transcript is spliced from 7 exons. Gene Ontology annotation, biological process: endosome transport via multivesicular body sorting pathway; late endosome to vacuole transport; protein transport. NCBI's taxonomy places the organism in Eukaryota, Fungi, Basidiomycota, Tremellomycetes, Tremellales, Tremellaceae.
CUUACUUUGACACCUUCUCAGUAACGAUGAGUCAUCUAGAGAAAUCACUCUUUCAGCUCAAAUUCACCGCCAAAUCUCUACAGAGACAAGCUAAGAAGGCUAAUAAGGAUGAAGCGACAGAGAAGAAUAAGUUAAAGCAGGCCUUGCAAAAAGGAAACACGGACGGUGCCCGUAUAUACGCUCAAAAUGCUAUCAGAAAGAAAACAGAAGGACUCAAUUUACUUCGACUCGCUUCACGGAUCGACGCCGUGGCUUCACGAGUAGAGACGGCUGUGACGAUGAGGACGGUCACCAACAGUAUGGGUCAGGUGGUCAAGGGUAUGGACAAAGCUAUGGAGAGUAUGAACUUGGAACGGAUAUCCAUGGUGAUGGACAAAUUCGAAUCACAAUUUGCGGACUUGGACGUUCAGACGGGAUAUAUGGAAUCGACGAUGAGCGAUACGACAGCUUUGACAACGCCGCAAGAUCAAGUGGAUGCUUUGAUAAAUAGGGUCGCUGAUGAAGCCGGGUUGGAAAUUCGGCAAGGUCUCGGAGAGGCUCAGGUACCUGAGGCUGCUCCAGCGCAGACACAAUCAGAAGCCCCUUUGGAAGAGGAUGGUCGAUUAGCCGAGCGAUUGAGAGCCUUACGACCUGCAGUGUAGAGCAGUGUGUCCAUGCAAUGUUUGUACUAUACACUUAUGCACCUCUUGAUCUUCUCU